Molecule: messenger RNA, 423 nt
Organism: Thyridium curvatum
Lineage: Eukaryota; Fungi; Ascomycota; Sordariomycetes; Thyridiales; Thyridiaceae
Exons: 2
Coding region: 1-423 (140 amino acids)
Molecular function (GO): carbon-sulfur lyase activity
Source: RefSeq, a predicted model, not a curated record
AUGGCCGAGAAACCCCUCAAAUCCACCUGCCACUGCGGCGCCGUCACCGUGAUACUGCCUCAUGUGCCAAAGGAAAUCAACGAGUGCCAAUGCACAAUCUGCCGCCGCUACGCCGCGGCCUGGGCGUACUACAAGGUGGACGAGGUGCAAUUCGACUUGAGGCCCGGCGCCAAGCUCUCUCAGUAUGUCUGGGGAGACAAAGAGAGAGCCUUCAAUUUCUGUGCGAACUGCGGAUGCGUAUGCUAUCACUGGCCUUUUGAGGAAAAGAACCCAGAUGGCAGCACGGCCAACUUUGGCGUCAACACGAGGAACAUGGAUCCCAUGGACAUCCUGCACGUCAGCCGACUGAUCGACAGGUCCUGGCUGUUCCAGCCGGUCAACAACCCAGCCAUGGCGCAUGAGCAGGACCGGGCCACCUACUGA